GCGGCUUCAGUCGCCGCGGUAAACAGCGUGAAUGACGGAUGGCGAGAUACUUUUCGCCGUUUUGUCGGGUGACUAUACAAGUCGGUGUGUUCACAUGGGUGGAUUCAGGAUCCGAAGUCGUCCACUGAGUUGCCCACGUAAUCUGCGAAAGGGACCAUGGCAAACGUGAAAGUUGCCAUUCGAGUUCGCCCCUUAAAUGGAAGGGAGAAUGUGGACGGAGGAAAACUAGCCGUGCAGGUGGAGGAUAAGUUUGUAAAGAUCCGAAAUGUAAAGCUGGAUGGACGUACGGAUGGUGCUGUGGAUUCCAGGGAGAAGCUCCUAGAGUUUUGUUUUGACUACUGCUACUGGUCAGUGGACCCUACGGACCCCCACUACACUGCACAGGAGGAGGUGUUCCAGGACCUGGGUGUGUCGGUGCUGGCAGGAGCUUCAGAGGGCUACAAUGUGUGUCUGUUUGCCUAUGGCCAGACCGGCUCUGGGAAAACCUACACCAUGAUGGGGACACCGGACUCCAUUGGCUUGACCCCCAGGAUUUGUCAGGGACUCUUCAGGUCUGAGGACACUUCUCCUGAUGGACAAAAUUCCAGCAGAGUGGAGAUCAGCUUCCUGGAGAUCUAUAAUGAGCGUGUGCGGGACCUGCUGAGACGAGGAGAGCAGAAGAAAAGAGCUUCCUUGAGAGUCCGAGAACACCCUGAGAAAGGACCCUACGUGCAAGACCUCUCCCAGCACGUGGUCUCAGACAGCAAGCAGGCCAUGGACCUUUUGGAAGAGGGCAUCGCCAACCGCAUCACAGCAGCAACCCACAACCAUGACGCCAGCAGCCGAUCCCACGCCAUCUUCACCAUCCAGUACACACAGGCAAUACUGGAAAAUAACCUUCCUUCAGAAAUUGUCAGCAAGAUCAACUUGGUGGACCUAGCUGGGAGUGAGCGGGCCGACCCCAACUACUGCAGGGACAGGCUGACAGAGGGCUCCAACAUCAACAAGUCCCUUGUCACACUGGGCAUUGUUAUCUCUGCUCUUGCCCAGAAUUCCCAGAUGUCCAGCAGCUGUCAGAGUAUCAACAGCAUGGCCAGCGAGGGUGACGGCAGCAUGGUGGGCAGCCACAGUAGCUCCCUUUCUGGGGGAGGAGGUGGUGGAGGAGGAGGAGGGAGGAGGCACUGCUUCAUCCCCUACAGAGACUCCGUCCUCACCUGGCUGCUCAAGGACAGCCUGGGAGGAAACUCCAAAACCAUCAUGAUUGCUACUAUCUCCCCGUCUUGUAGCAGCUAUAAUGAAACCCUCAGCACCCUGCGCUACGCCGCCCAUGCAAGAAAUAUUGUCAACAAACCCCGUGUUAAUGAGGAUGCUAGUGUGCGGCUGAUCAGGGAACUGAGAGAGGAGAUUGACAGGUUGAAGAGCAUGCUGCUCAGCUUUGAAAUGCAACGCGACCCCAGCCCCUCACUGAGCGACGAGAGGGAUGGGAAUCUGUCUGACAUCGUUCUCCAGAAUGAACUAAAGGUGGAGCAGCUGACGAAGGACUGGUCGGAGAGCUGGAGAGACAAGAAGGAGCUGUUGGAGCAGUACAGUGUGGACAUCAACAGAGAUAAAGCCGGCUUUCUCGUCAACUCCCUCCAGCCGCACCUGGUAACCCUGGAUAGAGACGUUCUCAGCACCGGGGUCAUCUUUUAUCACCUCAGGGAAGGCGUUACCCGCAUUGGACCUCAGGAUCAACAUGAAGAACCGCAAAUAGUUCUGCAGAGCAGUGCCAGCUGUGAGAUUGAGAACCAGGGAGGAGUGGUGACCCUCAGACCACUGCCUGGUUGUAUCUGCCUGGUCAAUGACAAGGAGGUCACUGAACCCUGCAGACUGGCACAAGGAACAGUGAUCACCUUGGGAGGAGUCCAUAAGUUCCGCUUCAACCACCCUGCCGAGGCAGCCAUCCUCAGGGAGCGCAGACGGGCCAGUGAAGGUAUGCUGACAUGCAGCUACAGUGACCUCUGCCCCCUCAACUCUGAUUCCAGAGACAUGGAGCCCCAAGAGAGGCUGGGUGCCUGUCUCUCCGCUGUGGAGGAGCCCGCCGCCAGGCAGUGUGUGGAGGAGCAGCAGCAGUACGUGGAGUCUUUGUGGCAGGAGAUCCAGGCUGAGCAGAGACGAGCUGAGAGAGAACUGGAGAUGGAGCAGGCCCACCUCCGAAAGCAGCACACGGAGAUCCAGCAAUGGAUCAUACAGGAGACACAGCACCUGGCAGCUAUUGAGCAGAAGGCCACCCAGGAGUUUGGAGUUCAGACUGAUCUCCACCCUGCUCCCAUCCUCGAAAAGCUGACUUCACUGCUGUCUGAGGACCAGGGAGUGGAUACAGCACACCCGCCGUCUCAGGUGGCAAGGGCAAGGAAGAGGGUGGUACAGGAGGAGUUGGUAAGGCACCACACCUUACGCCGCGCCGAGAACUGCAUUCGCCGGAAGAGGCUGCACUACCAGCUGGAGAAGAUUGCUCGCAAGCGGCAUUUGUUGGAGGCCAAGAGAGAACUGCAGAGGCUGGAGGAGGCCCUGCCGCCAGGGCCAGAGAGCCCUGGAUCCCCUGAGCUGAUUUCCCCCUCUCAGCCCAGACAAAGACGAUCUGUCCCACGCCGGCACUCAUUCUCAGCAGAUAUCCUGUCACGGCUGUACCCACAAAACACCCCCAUCUUUAGCCAUUUCCUAAAGAGGAACAGAUCCACAGAGCUGACUGUGAAUACUUCGAGUGCUUCCGAUCCCAUCAGCUGCAGGAAGUGGGUUUCUGACGAGUGCCUUCCCCGGGAGAGAACCAGGAGUUGUUCCAACACCAUGGUCUCCUUAGGGCAAAUUCAAGGUUCUAGGAGCAGAGCCAGCUCCUCUGAAAACCUCAGACAGACUUCCAGGGAUGAGCCCCCUGCUCAGCCCUGCCGAGAACGACCAGAGAGAAAGCCACUGCUCCCUACACGGGGCCUGAUGUUUAAGACCAGUCAGAACCCAUCAGUGAGUCUGAAGUCACCUCAUAGAACUGCUUUACAACCAAAAAGCAGUGUUAACAUAAAGGGACCCUUGGCAGACAAACCCUUCCCUCAGAAUGUCCCGUGUGCAAAUGUGAUGACUCCAUCCUGUGGAGGUAACAAGAGACUGGAAACAAUCAGAAAGUCUCUCGUUCGUUCUGUAGGGCCCAGGUUCAAGACAGCCCUGUCCAGAGUGUUCAGAAAGCCAUCAUCUGGAGUGAGUGGAGGCAGGGGCCCCAAACCUCUGGGGGAAACAGUAAAUAAAUUUCACUGGAGGCGAACCAGAGACAGGAGCUUAAAAGAUACCAAGAUGGGCAAAAUUAAAUGUGCUAUUAAAACAGCAGUCUCAUGUGAGGAGCUUAACCAAAGGACUUUCACUGAGGACGUCAGAUGCAGGCAGUGGCACAGCAUGGAAACCCUAAUGAACAAGACGGGCAGAUGGAUGGAGAGGUGGCAGCAGGAGCUGGUUGGGUUGGGGGAAGAAGACAGGAAAGAGGAAGGAGAGAUGGAUGAAGGUUCCUCAGACUGCGAUAGCCUUUUCUCCCUCGACUCCCUGUCCUCGGCUUAUGCUACAGCCCUAGCAGAACAGCUGAGGCAUGAGGAAGCAGCUCGGAGUGAGGCAGAGAGUGAAGACAGUCAGAUGUCUAGAGAUUCCUUGGCUAUAGAGGGCGGCAAGAAACACUCCACCGUGGAGACUCUGAAGCUGACUGUGGCACCCAAAUACUCAGUGGUAAGGGAUUCUUCCCAUCCGUCUAUGGAACCAGAGAGGAUACCAUUGGUCGGAUCUGCCUCAGAGAAAGAUAGUAGUCAGGAACUCCAGGAAAUCCCAGCAGAGGCAUUUUGGAGCCAACAUAGCUGCACUAACACAAAAAUUAGCAGUGAAAUUAGAGCAAUAGAAACACCAGUGUACCAUAAACCAACAGUCGCAGAUUUCAGAUGCAGAGACACUGUAGCCAAGAUGGAUGAGGAGUAUGCAAACACUGAGACGACAUUUGCGACACUGACAAACAGCCCGCGGUCUCUCAGCAGCUGUAGCAUUAGGGAAAGAGAAAGUUUGCUGACACUCACUGAUGCCUGGUCUUCCACCGAUGCAGCUGACAGUCCCAGACUUCACAGCAGAGAUUCUGUUCUGUUGCAAGCAGGAAAGGUGUUCAGAGGUCCAGUUAAUAGCAGCUGUCCCAGCCCUGACAACGUGAACCUCUCAAAUUGUCACGACAGCUCCAACAGUUGUAACUCUUCAUCCAGCAGCACUGAAGAUUUAGAUGUGACAGCGGAAAUACAGAGCCUCAACGUUUCAGGGAAAAUUCCAGGGAAUAUUCAAAACCCUUAUACUGCACCAGCACUGGUGGAUGCCAUGAUGUCAGUUUCACUUUGUCAGGUUGAGGUAGAACAUCCCGAAAGGCACUCUGACAGGCCGACAGAAAGCAAAGAGGAGAUAUCUCUUGAUGCUCCUAACUACAGCAGCGACAAGAGGUUAGCUACCUCGCCCCCUUCAGAUAGAACUGUGAGUGUGCCAGCCAUCGACUUUGAGAUUCACCAUGCUGCAUCAACAACAGAGAAGCCUUUAAAAUUGCAUCAGGCAUUUACAGAUAUGCCGUGUGUGGGGGUUGUUAGUGUAACUUCCACUGACACUUCAAGGUAUCGGUCAAACACCUGUUUAACAGCAAAUCCUAACCAAGAUGAAACACUGAGUGGGGUGUUCCACACUAAAAGUGCCUUCAGUCCCUCCAUUGAAGGUAAUAAACUAUGCAAUCAGGAUGGUGAAACAGAACAGUCAAAGUGUAUUAAGACAUAUGAGGAAAAAUAUACCAAAGAUGUGUCACAGAGGUGUGACAAAACACUAAACAAGAUUGAAACCAAAGUGUCUGAGCAGGGCCCUGCAACUGUGGAGCAGGAAUUUCUUAAAUCUGCUUGUAAAAAUUCCAGGAAGAGGAACAAAGGCCUGCAGGAUGCUUUCACAGGUAGCUUGAAAAUUCCAAAGAGGUGCAAUGUAGUGGAGUUGGUAACAUUCAGCUCGACACCAAUAAACAGCCAGGAAGUUGUUUGGCCUGAUGACAAUAACAAUACCAAUGGUGUGAGAGGGAAACAGUCUGCAAUAGAAGUUGACAGCCCCAGACUAAUUUCAAGUUGCACCGAUAUCAGAGACAAACAAGAUACUCUGGCUACAGAGGUAUUACAUUCUUCUAAACUCACAUGCCAAGAAACAGAACAGACCUGCCAGAUGCCUGGGGACUCUGAACACAGUCGCAAAAGCAGUAACACAAGUUGUCAAGGUACAUCUGUGGGACAGACGGAUUUAGUGAACAAAGGAGACAGGAAGGGAAAGGAAGAGAUUGUGGAAAAGGAUGAAAUUGGAAAGGCGUGCACAGAUAACAAAAAGAGACAAUCGGAGAAUAGAAAACACGUCUGUCAAUGGGAUGCUAUCCGUAGUGCCAUUGACCUGAGGAUCUCAGAGGUGCAUUGA
Molecule: messenger RNA, 5454 nt
Organism: Lampris incognitus (smalleye Pacific opah)
Lineage: Eukaryota; Metazoa; Chordata; Actinopteri; Lampriformes; Lampridae
Product: stAR-related lipid transfer protein 9-like
Exons: 23
Coding region: 157-5454 (1765 amino acids)
Biological process (GO): microtubule-based movement
Molecular function (GO): microtubule motor activity; microtubule binding; ATP binding
Source: RefSeq, a predicted model, not a curated record